Paramecium tetraurelia is the source of this 1116-nucleotide messenger RNA. RefSeq lists its product as uncharacterized. The record is from RefSeq and is a predicted model, not a curated record. NCBI's taxonomy places the organism in Eukaryota, Ciliophora, Oligohymenophorea, Peniculida, Parameciidae. The transcript is spliced from 2 exons.
AUGGAUGCAAUAUUCUAGUAAGAGAAGGAAUAGAUUCUCGCAGAAUUUGAAUCGAAACUACGCCGACUACAGUUACCAGUUCAAAACAAAUAAUAUCAAGAUGGAAGCGAGUAUUUUGGAGAACUCAAUAAUGACCUCAGAUGGGGUUAGGGAGUUUACUACUAUUACACUGGAGACGUAUAUGCUGGACAAUGGGCUAAUGAUUUAUUUGAUGGAGAUGGAACCUACAUAUUUGCAUCAGGAGAAAGAUACCAAGGUCAAUUGAAGGAGGGUAAGAAACAUGGCUUUGGUACCUACUACUAUCUGAACGGAAAUAGUUAUACAGGCAAUUGGGCUAACGAUAAGAAGCAGGGAAGGGGAGUCUAUGUGUAUGCAUAAACUAACGAAAAAUAUGAUGGCGAAUGGAAUAAUGGAUUAAGGUAAGGUUAUGGUACAUUUACAUAUCAAUGUGGAGUGUAUGAUGGCGAGUUUAUUAACAAUGUUAAAGAAGGCAAGGGGGUUUUAAAGUAUAAAAGUGGAGCCAUCUUAGAUGGGGAGUGGAAGAAGGAUAAAGUAGAAGGGGAAGGAAAAUUAACAUUGCCAAAUGGAGACUACUAUAAAGGUACUUGGGUAGGUAGUCAUAUGAAUGGUUACGGAAGAUACCAAUAUUAAAGUGGAGGAUACUAUGAAGGAUGGUGGAAACAAGACUUAUUUCAUGGAGAAGGAAUGUUGACUUAUGAAAAUGGUGAUAUUUAUAGAGGAGAAUUUUAGAAUGGUUUAAAACAUGGAAAAGGAAUAUACUUACAUUAAAAUGGUGAUCAAUUUGAGGGCGAAUUUAAAAAUGAUAUGAGAGAUGGAACAGGAGUAUUGAGGAUGAAGAAUGGAGACAGGUAUGAAGGAGAAUGGUCGAAUUCACUUAAGGAAGGAAAGGGCACAUACUAUUACUCAAAUGGGGAUAGAUUCGAAGGUAAUUUUGUGGGUGGAAAGAGAUCUGGUCAUGGAGUUUUUUAUUGGCCAGAGAAAUCAUCAGUAAGUGGGUUUUGGAUAGAUGACACCAUGAAUGGACAAGGAGUCUUAAUGAAAGAUAAUGGAGAUAAAUUGUAAGCCCUUUUUAAAAAUAAUAAAUUAGUUGCAUGA